AUGUCUUGGGACUGUAAGAGAAACCGGAACACCCGGAGGAAACCAACGCAGACACGGGGAGAACAUGCAAAGUCCACACAGAAAGGACCUGGACCACCCCACCUGGGGAUCUAACCCAAGACCUUCUUCCUGUGAGAUCCUCCAAGUUUGAUGGGUCCUAUAAUCGGGAUGUCGCCAGAUAAGAAAGCCGAUUCUCCAGGAUCUCAGGGCAUGUGCGGAGCAGGGACCCUCCCAGAGGCAGAAAGCGCCUCCAGCCCUCUAGCCACAUGCUUAGACCGGAUUGGCCCUGCCGGGUCAGUGACUGGGUCUGGACUUGAACCCGAGGACGAUGAAUUGACCAAUUUGAACUGGCUUCAUGAAAACCUUUUACAGAACUUUACGCUGGGAGAUGCCCAGUCUGCCAGCAGGCCCUUGCUUGACAUCGAGGGCAGUAUGAGCUCUCCUCAUGGCAACAGCAUGUCCUCGUCCUCCAACUGUUCUGUCUCAUCGGGGAGUCCAGUUAGUGAUGGAGAUCCCCUCAAAUCCAAACCCCCUUUCUCAUUUUCUCUUCUAAUUUACAUGGCUAUUGAGCAGUCUCCCAGUAAAUCUCUUCCUGUAAAGGACAUCUACGGCUGGAUUCUAGAACACUUCCCAUAUUUCUCCAGUGCCCCCACUGGCUGGAAGAACUCAGUGCGGCACAAUCUCUCCCUGAACAAAUGCUUCCGCAAGGUGGAGCGCGGCCUGGGCAAGACCAAUGGAAAAGGCUCUCUGUGGUGCGUUCACCCCGAGUUCCGGCCCAUGCUGAUGCAAGCCCUAAAGAAACAGCACUUCCCAAGCGCACACGCCUUCUACACGCCACCUGCCUCCCCUCCCAGUGCCUCGUCUCCUCCUUGUCACCUGUUCUCGUUGGAGCAGGGCUACUCUCUGAAGGAAUGUGAUUUUGAUGCUGCCACUGCCAUGAUGCUGUUAAAGUCUGCCUCUGAGCAGAACAUUGACCCAUAUGAGCAGGAGGGGCCGAUCGAUCUUUCCCGUAGGGACUUGGUGGUUGUGAGUCGAGAUCCUAAACAGGACCACACCUACAGCAGCGUGCCCGUUCAUGCCUCUCAGCGACAGACGACUCCGUGCCAGGCAGCGAACAGCAGCCACCCAUCACUUAAAAGGGCCAGACAAGAUGUUAAGCCUGAAGUGGAUGAGGAGUUAAAGGAGGCGGCUGGUUCGCUUCUGCACCUGGCUGGUAUUCGCACGAGCCUCGGUGCUUCACGACGCAAAAGCAGAAAGCUGGACAGGAAAUGAACCUUUUCUGGUUUGCUCACCCUUUAUUCUCUUUUCUGCCCCUAAUAAUGUGACUCGUUCCUGUGGCCUGUCCUGGCCUCUCUCCCCUGGUUGACAUUGCUUUGUUUCAUUUUUUCCCCCUUUUUGUUUUAAAUAUACCUAUCAUCUCAUCCAACAGGCAAUACUAACACAGGAGAGAAAAGCCAUAAUGACGCUUUUUGUUGUACAGAGUAUGAAAGACAAAAAAAUCAUAUUCGAAUGACCCACAUUUAAAGUUUAAGGAAAAAAAACAAACAAAAAAACCUCAGAGGAGAUUUGCAUGCUUCCACCUUUAAAACAACACACAUGUAUAUAUUAAGAAUGAAUGCAUGAAUUUCACAAGUGGCUUGGGCUUCAUUAUAGUGAAAACUAAAUAAGAAAAAAAAGUGCCAUUGAUUUUGGAUCAUAAGACUUCAGUUGAGAAAUAUGAGACAAAUAUAAAUGCAAUAAUUAGUUGAUUUAAAUAAUUGUAGUUAUUUUAUUUUUGUACUGCUGUUUUUUGUAUUUCGUCAAGAUGACAUGUCCCCUCGAGCCCUGUGCUAUCCCCGUAGCUAUGAUGUCAAAACCACGUGACCUGCCUCUUUAUCCUGAUUGGAUCAGUGCCCUCACCCAACCUGCCUGACCAGUAUGAUUUUAGUGAUUAACGGCCUAAGAGCAGAGCUAUUGGUCUUUGCAUUUACUUCAGUAUUUAUCCAGUGAUUAUCUCUGUUGUCAGUGUAGUCAUGUGCCAUUACCUGCCCUGAAUUAUCCCCAAAUAUGUUUACACUUGUGCCACCUUUGCAUUUAAGUAAAUAUUUAAAAUAGAGUGAGGAAUUCAGGGGUCGACAAAUCAAAACUAUAAAAGCUAUGUGUGCCCAGUUCCAUGUUUCUGUUUCCCAUAAUCAUAUUUAACCAGUCUUAAAACGAGUAGUGUACUUUAACCCAGAUCUGUUUUGCUAGUUGGAUAAUAAAAGCUUUAUUAAUGACUAAGGCUGUAAAAUACUUUUAACCCUUCAAUAAAAACAGUUAAAGAUGUACUAUUCAAAAUGCAAUCAAGUACUAAUAAGAUAUAAAAUUUGAAUUCAAACUCAUAUAGUCACCAGAUUUAUUUUCAUGUUAAAAGACAGGUGUCUUUACCGACCAAGAAAAUUAAGUGGGAGUUUGUUGGUGCUUUGAUAAUGGAGACAUUGAAGAGGAGUUUCCAAACAGCAAGGUCUAGAACAGUAUUUGCUGACCGCAGCUUUAAUGUGUUACUCUGUCAAGAUCCUGACUGUGGAUUAACAGCAGGGUGGAAACUCACCCACCUGAAAAAUACUUGUCCAGAUUCUAAACAAGAUAAACGCAUAGAAGCCUCAUUAUAUUACUGCAGACAUGCCACAGUAAUCAAUAAAAAGUUGUGCUAAAUGUGUACCUGCAAAAUGAGAAUAUUUUCAUCGAUUUAUAUAUCAGUGGUUGUUCUUUAAAAAGUCAGCAGCAACAUGGGAAGUAGCACAAUCAGAAUAAUGGGAAUCUGUGGCAUGCCAUGAAUGCACAUUGCCCGUGAUAAAGCACAAACAGAGUCCCCAUAAAUAAACUGCUUGCCAUUUGUCUACUAUAGGUAGCUUUAGCUUAACAUGUAAGUACAGUAAGAACAUUAAUUUGGCCUGCUGACCUGGUCAGUACAUUUACUGCCUUGUAGUGUUGUGAAACUAAUAAUUAAUAAGUAAAUAAGUGACCAUAAUGUUAUGAAAAAAUAAAAAUUA
Messenger RNA from Trichomycterus rosablanca, 3011 nucleotides. It is a transcript of the gene foxn2b, whose product is annotated as forkhead box N2b. Gene Ontology annotation, biological process: regulation of DNA-templated transcription. Gene Ontology annotation, cellular component: nucleus. Bases 151 to 1272 code for a protein of 373 amino acids. Lineage: Eukaryota; Metazoa; Chordata; Actinopteri; Siluriformes; Trichomycteridae. The record is from RefSeq and is a predicted model, not a curated record. The transcript is spliced from 6 exons. Gene Ontology annotation, molecular function: DNA-binding transcription factor activity; cis-regulatory region sequence-specific DNA binding.